AUGGGCAUCCGUGGCUUGCUGCGAGCUGCCGUGCUCCUGCUGCUCAUCAGGACUUGGCUCGCAGAGAGCCACGACCCCAGUCCUACCCCGAAAUUCCACUUCGAGCUAUCCUCCAGCAUGCCCGAAGUCGUCCUGGAUCUCUUCAACUGCAAAAAUUGUGCAAAUGAAGCUGUGGUUCAAAAGAUUUUGAACAGGGUGCUGUCAACAUACGAUGUCCGACUGAGACCAAAUUUUGGAGGUGCCCCUGUGCCAGUGUCCGUAUCUAUCUAUGUCUCCAGUAUUGAACAGAUCUCAGAAAUAAAUAUGGACUACACAAUCACUAUGUUUUUGCAUCAGACCUGGAAGGACACACGCUUAGCAUAACUAUGAGACCACCAGAACCUGACUCUGGACUAUCGUAUGCACGAGAAGCUGUGGGUCCGAUGCUACUUUGUGAAUAGCAAAAAUACCUUUGUACAUGAUGUAACUGUGGAGAAUCGUGUGUUUAAGCUCCACCCAGAUGGGACAGUGCUAUACGGCAUCCGACUCACCACAACAGCAGCCUGUUCCCUGGAUCUGCAAAAAUUCCCUUUGGACAAGCAAGCCUGCAAGCUGGAGGUGGAGAGCUAUGGCUAUACUAUGGAAGACAUUGUAUUAUCCUGGGAAGAUGAGAAUGCCAUCCACAUUACUGAUGAGCUGCACAUCCCUCAGUUCACCUUCCUGGGGAAGAAUACCAGCAAGGAGGUGUAUUUCUACACAGGCUCCUACAUGCGCCUGAUAGUGAAGUUCCAAGUUCAGAGGGAAGUCCACAGCUACCUUGUGCAGGUCUAUUGGCCCACGGUCCUCACCACCAUUCUCUCCUGGGUAUCAUUUUGGAUGAACUAUGAUUCCUCUGCAGCCAGGGUGACAAUUGGUAAGUCCUUUGUUUUAUCUUCUAUUCUUGUCCUGACUACGAUCGACUCACAUAUGCGGGAUAAACUCCCCCAGAUUUCCUGUGUCAAAGCCAUUGACAUCUACAUCCUUGUGUCGUUCUUCGUGUUCCUGUCCCUGCUGGAUGUCUGUCACAUCAACUACCUUUUCUUCAGUCGAAGACCUCGGCGCAAUCGCAGGAGAUGCAAGAAACGGAGGGUUGUUGCCAGAUACCGGCUACCAAGAAGGUUGGUGGUGGAAAACGUGAUGGACCUGAUUAAUGUGGAAGACAGAGUGGAGGACAGAGCUGGGCCCCUUCCUGACAGCCCCAUGCAGGCUCAUCUGGCAAGUCAGGAAAGUCUUGGAUCCUUGGUGUUCACCUCAGAGCAGGCCCAACUGGCUACCUCAGAAAGCCUCAGCCCACUGUCUUGCACCUCAGUCCAGGCCCAACUGGCCACUGGAGGCCUGAGUGAUCUGCCCUCCACCUCUCAGCAAACACUGAUGGACUGUACCAUCCACUUUCAUGGCUUCCUCCCUAAUGACAGCAUUAUCCCCGUCGAAAUCUGCAACCAUUCUGAGACCUGUGAUGAUGAAGAUUCUGAAGAGAGCCUAAGCUCUGAUGAAAGCCAUGGCCGUGACAGCAGCCCCAGUGGAAGGCUCAUGUUCCCCACUGGCCAGAGGUGUGUGCAAGAAAGCAAGUUGGGACCUUGAUAGAUUGAGAGCUUACAGGAUGACAUCAGUAUCAAGAGCAGCUGGCUUGGCCUUGAUGAACCACACAAGGUGGAAGCUGAAAGUAUCUGGAGCCUUACUGAUAAGGAGCCUAUGGCCUGUGACCAAGAGAAGGAUCAUAGCUCAGAGUCUGAGGAGAGUUGUCCCCCAAGCCCUGGGUGCUCCUUCAGUGAAGGGUUCUCUUCCAGAUCUUUAAGCCCUAACCUGGUCCCGAAGGUUGAUAGGUGGUCCCGUUUCCUCUUCCCUCUUUUCUUUGGGUUGUUCAAUGUGGUUUACUGGUUGUACCACAUCUAUUAG
Molecule: messenger RNA, 1914 nt
Organism: Arvicola amphibius (Eurasian water vole)
Lineage: Eukaryota; Metazoa; Chordata; Mammalia; Rodentia; Cricetidae
Gene: Gabrq
Product: gamma-aminobutyric acid type A receptor subunit theta
Biological process (GO): regulation of membrane potential; chemical synaptic transmission; monoatomic ion transmembrane transport
Cellular component (GO): neuron projection; membrane; GABA-A receptor complex
Molecular function (GO): extracellular ligand-gated monoatomic ion channel activity; GABA-A receptor activity; neurotransmitter receptor activity
Source: RefSeq, a predicted model, not a curated record